CAGGGGAGAGUGGUGGAGAGCUCAUUGGAGAGAGCCAUGGGAAGCAGCGGCAAACGUUCCAAAAGAGGAAAGUUUUCGUGCUGCUUCUUCUUCCUCAACAUCUUCAAGUCAUGGAAGCCAUCACACGACACGACGGACGACGAAGCGGCCGGUCACGGAGGAAGGGAAUACGAGGGCAUUUCCGAGUGGGAAGUGGAGCCUGGCAUCAACAGGAAAGCUUCUGAUUUCAUCAAGAAAUUUCAUGAAGCUCAAAAAUGAAUUAUGAUGAUUGUUCUAAAUUUAGCUCAAGCAAUUUCAGAAUAUUUUCGAUGUAUGUAGUUUACUAAAAUAAACUCCGCUUUUGUAAUAAAAAACUGUGUUGUUCUUCGAAUUUACUUUUUUGUUUAUUCACUUUUAUUUUUUGCAUUUAAGUAGUCUUGCUCCUACUUGUAACCAAAAACCAUAAAUCCUAAGUUAAGAG
Molecule: messenger RNA, 460 nt
Organism: Rubroshorea leprosula
Lineage: Eukaryota; Viridiplantae; Streptophyta; Magnoliopsida; Malvales; Dipterocarpaceae
Source: the annotation of a GenBank genome assembly